AUGGCGGCAGGCACAGUCUACAGUGUCCCUCUGUUCCUUGCUACUGUCUCUUCCUUAACAAACAAAAAUCCUCAACGUAUUCACUCCAUCUUCAACCUUUCCCCUCCAAUUUCAGCUAUCAAGCAAAACCCUCCUUCCAUUAGAAUCCCCUGGUCAAGAUAUUCUGGUGCUGCAGUGGUAGCACCAAGGCUUGCCCGUCGAGUAUUUAGAGUGAAUGUGUUGGUGGAUGAUGAUUCUGUGACAGCUCCAGAACCAGAAUCAGACAGUUCUGAAGCUGGUGCUAGUAUUGACUUAUGUCUUCCAAGAAGAAGUUUGCUCGUACAAUUUACAUGUAACUUGUGUGGAGAAAGAACAAAGAGGCUUGUAAACCGAUUAGCAUAUGAAAGGGGUGCUAUUUUUGUACAGUGUGCAGGAUGUCUACGGCAUCACAAACUAGUUGACAAUCUCGGACUUGUCACGGAGCAUGACUUUCGGGAGAAAAUGAACAUGGACUCAGAAAUUGAUCAAGUUUGAUGUGAUAACUCAAACCAUAAACAUUUAUAUGUGACUUUUCCUGAUUAUUUCCAUAAUUCAAAAAUUCAUAUCCAUUAAUAUUUCUGAACAAAAAUCACGUCAAGAAUAAAAGAAAGAGAGAAAAAAAUCGUAGGUAUAGACUC
Molecule: messenger RNA, 656 nt
Organism: Gastrolobium bilobum
Lineage: Eukaryota; Viridiplantae; Streptophyta; Magnoliopsida; Fabales; Fabaceae
Product: mitochondrial protein import protein ZIM17
Exons: 4
Coding region: 1-513 (170 amino acids)
Biological process (GO): protein stabilization; protein import into mitochondrial matrix; protein folding
Cellular component (GO): mitochondrion
Molecular function (GO): zinc ion binding; protein-folding chaperone binding
Source: RefSeq, a predicted model, not a curated record